Molecule: messenger RNA, 2075 nt
Organism: Cylas formicarius (sweet potato weevil)
Lineage: Eukaryota; Metazoa; Arthropoda; Insecta; Coleoptera; Brentidae
Product: ATP-dependent Clp protease proteolytic subunit-like
Exons: 6
Coding region: 178-831 (217 amino acids)
Biological process (GO): protein quality control for misfolded or incompletely synthesized proteins
Cellular component (GO): endopeptidase Clp complex
Molecular function (GO): ATP-dependent peptidase activity; ATPase binding; serine-type endopeptidase activity
Source: RefSeq, a predicted model, not a curated record
GUUACAAAAAUUCAGUAAAAGAGAAAAGAAGAAGCAAAUAUUUUUUUUUCACAAAUGAUGUUGGUACAAUUGUCCAAAACUUAUUAAACACCAAUGAUAAAUUAGUUCGUCUAUGCUGUUUUGCUGUUCACUUAACCUAAAAAUCGGUUAAUAUAAAUAAAUAAUAAUAUUUUAAAUAUGUUCUUAAAGAAAAUACUGUGCACUAGGGGGGUACUUUUGAAAUCUUUAGAAUCCAUUUAUCUCCAAAAUCGAAAAUUAGGUUUAAUUCCCAUAGUAAUUGAACAAACAGGUCGAGGUGAACGGGCCUACGAUAUUUACUCUCGGUUAUUGAAGGAGAGGAUUAUAUGUUUAAUGGGACCUAUACACGAUGAAAUGAGUUCUUUAAUUGUUGCGCAGCUUUUGUUCCUUCAAUCAGAAUCAACAAGUAAACCAAUACAUAUGUAUAUAAACUCACCAGGAGGAAGUGUUACUGCUGGCUUGGGGAUUUACGACACAAUGCAAUAUAUUUUGCCACCAAUUGCGACGUGGUGUGUUGGCCAAGCAUGUAGCAUGGCAUCUCUUCUGUUAGCAGCUGGCUCUCCAGGAUUAAGGCAUUCGUUACCUAAUGCUAGGAUAAUGAUUCAUCAGCCUUCAGGUGGUGCUCAGGGUCAAGCAACAGAUAUUCAAAUCCAAGCUGAGGAAAUUAUUAAAAUAAAGAAGCAAAUUAACCAGUUAUAUGUGAGGCACACUGGUCUAGAAUUGGAAACAAUUGAAAAGAAUAUGGAGCGAGACAAAUUUAUGAGUGCAUCAGAGGCACAAGAUUUUGGUCUUAUUGAUAAGUGUACCAAAUAAAUAGCUGGAAAGCAACUUUUGUUUCUUUGGCGUUAAUGGUUUUUAAUGGGGUCCCAAGCAAUCAACGUCAAUGACAUUCAUGGGCGGUUGGUUUUUGUACCUUGAUAAUAAUGCCUUGAAGAGGACCCGAUCGAUUUUUUUUUACAGCGCACACAAGACAAUGACGGACAUAUUUGAUAACAAAACGCAGGAACCAAAAGUGUCUUCGAAUUGAGUCUAACGUCUUAUCAAUGCCAACACGACAUUGUUCGUCAAGGAAUAAUCGUAAUAAUCCUAACCUGCUGUGACGAGGAACAAAUGGUUUAGCAACGGUACCGUUGGUUAUGGGUAUUAGACAAUGGAGAAUAUUAUUUCCAGUAAUUUAAAAGCUUCUGGGCCUCAAUAUUACUCUGUUGUUCAACAUAAAACCAAUUGUCAUGUGCAGUCAAAUGUCGUGUCACUGUAGGGUUUCGCCUCGAGUAGUCAGUAGGUUUUUGUAUUGUGGUAAGGAGCAUCCUUUUUUGUAAACAAAGUCCUGUAAGUCCUGUAUGUAGACCCACCAACAAGCUACCAUAGGCAGAAUAACUUUUUUGUCAUAGUUGUUUUAAUUGCAUUGCAACCAGUCACCAAAGUAAAGUGAAUUCCUAGUAGAUAGACACGAAAGUACUUCACUGGAUUGACUAACGUCUCCAACUCUUAGCAGUCAUAUGGUUCUUCGUACUUCUUUGUCUUUUUACAGUAAUAUCCUAUAACGCGUACAUUCUCAUCAAAUUUUUUAAGUAACACGCCUCCCUAUCGAAUGCAACCAUGUAGGGAGUGCCGGAUCAAAUACAUUAAGAAGUGAAGUGAAGAAAAUGACUCAUUAGAACGGGUUAGCUUGGUUAUACACACUGUCUUGGUAGCAAAUUCUGGGAUAAACUUGCGAAAAUAACCUGCUAAAUUCAUCAGCUGUCGAGCAAGUUUAAUAUUGGUAGGUACAGGAGAUCUCACCAACACCUCAACUUUUCGCAAUCCAGGACAUACUCGAUUAAUUGAACUGAGGUGGCUUUGACUUGAUGAAAAUCCAUUUAUCAAAAUAAAUAAGAACUAAAAGUUCAGAUUUUCACGAAAUUAUAUAUUAUGACAUGACAAUUGUUUCGACAACACCGUGUCUUUAUCAAAUGUAAUAUUUACAAACUACCUGCUACUAUAUAUACCGAAAAAUGACGAUAAAACCUUAAUUAAUGUUGCUGCGAGAAUUUAAGUUAAUAAAGGAGAGGUAUAUA